Molecule: messenger RNA, 772 nt
Organism: Kogia breviceps (pygmy sperm whale)
Lineage: Eukaryota; Metazoa; Chordata; Mammalia; Artiodactyla; Physeteridae
Gene: ALKBH7
Product: alkB homolog 7
Biological process (GO): DNA damage response; fatty acid metabolic process
Cellular component (GO): mitochondrial matrix
Source: RefSeq, a predicted model, not a curated record
CCUGACUCCGGCAGCUUCCACCACCCGGCUCCGGGGCUAUGGCCGGGAGUGGGCGGCUGGCGCUGUGGAGCAUGCCCGGGCAGGGCUGGGUGCGGGGCUCAGGGCCGGCCGUGCUAAGCCGCCUACGGGACGCAGCCGUGGUACGGCCCGGCUUCCUGAGCGCGGCCGAAGAGGAGACACUGAGCGGCGAGCUGGAACCCGAGCUGCGCCGCCGUCGAUACGAGUAUGAUCACUGGGACGCGGCCAUCCACGGCUUCCGAGAGACAGAGAAGUCGCGCUGGUCAGAGGCAAGCCGUUCCAUCCUGCAGCGUGUGCAGGCAGCCGCCUUUGGCCCCGGCCAGACCCCUCUCUCCUCGGUGCACGUGCUGGACCUGGAACCUCGGGGCUACAUCAAGCCACACGUGGACAGCAUCAAGUUCUGUGGAUCCACGAUUGCUGGCCUGUCCCUGCUGUCUCCCAGCGUCAUGCGGCUGGUGCACACCCAGGAGCCAGGGGAGUGGCUGGAACUCUUGCUGGAGCCGGGCUCCCUCUACAUCCUUAGGGGUUCGGCCCGUUAUGACUUCUCCCACGAGAUCCUUCGGGAUGAAGAGUCCUUUUUUGGGGAGCGUCGGGUUCCCCGGGGCCGACGCGUCUCCGUGAUCUGCCGCUCCCUCCCUGAGGGGAUGGGGCCUGGGGAGCCCGGGCAGCUGCCCCCACCCUGCUGACCCCCCAGGGCCCUCCCCGCUAGCUGCUCAAGACACCGUGUUUGUGAAUAAAGUUGGAGAGUGGACAA